GGGGAGAAGGGUGAGAGGAAGGAAGAUGUUUCCGAGGGAGAAUGAGAGUAACGGCUAUCAGCAGCAGCCACAGGGAAUGGGUCACAGUCACAGAGAGCGAGCCCGUCGUGCCACUCGCCGGUCACGUGCCUCCGCUUCCACACACAAUCACCUUAGGGUUUGUGAUCAACAACAACAGCACCAUCCACCUCCUUGCACUGACUUCGACAUGGCCUAUUUCCAUUCCUACGCUCACCUUGGUAUCCACCAAGAGAUGAUAAAGGAUCGUGUGCGGACUGAAACUUAUAGAGAAGCAAUUAUGCAGCAUCACAGUUUUAUUGCUGGAAAGGUUGUGGUUGAUGUUGGAUGCGGUACAGGAAUCCUUUCUAUAUUUUGUGCUCAGGCUGGUGCAAAACGGGUGUAUGCAAUUGAUGCCAGUGACAUUGCCCUGCAGGCAAAUGAAGUUGUGAAAGCAAAUAACUUGUCUGAUGUUGUUGUUGUAUUGCAUGGACGAGUUGAGGAUGUUGAAAUUGAUGAAGAGGUGGAUGUUAUAAUUUCUGAAUGGAUGGGCUACAUGCUUCUAUAUGAGAGCAUGCUUGGGAGUGUUAUUACUGCUAGAGAUCGCUGGCUCAAACCUGGUGGUCUUAUUCUUCCUUCAAGUGCAACGUUGUACAUGGCUCCUGUCACACAUCCUGACAGAUACAGUGAAAGCGUUGACUUUUGGCGCAAUGUUUAUGGAAUUGAUAUGUCUGCCAUGCUAUCAUUAGCUAAACAAUGUGCAUUUGAAGAACCUUCUGUUGAGACAAUAACUGGUGAAAAUGUUUUGACAUGGCCACACGUGGUGAAAUAUAUUGAUUGUUAUUCUGUUACCAACCAUGAGUUAGAAUCUGUAACAACCAAGUUUAAGUUCAAUUCUAUGAUGCGAGCACCACUACAUGGUUUUGCAUUUUGGUUUGAUGUUGAAUUUAACGGGUCUGCAAUAGCACCAACCAAUUAUCAUUCGUCAGCUUCAUUUAUCGACAAUCAUCAGAUGAAUGGUAGUCAGAGAAAAAAGCGAACAAAUCCAAAUGAAGCGCUGGUCCUGUCCACAGCACCUGAGGACCCUCCCACACAUUGGCAGCAGACAAUGAUAUACUUUUAUGAUCCGAUAGAGCUGGAACAAGAUCAACUAAUUGAAGGUUCAGUGACAUUGUCACAAAGCAAGGAAAAUGCUCGAUUUAUGAAUAUUCACCUUGAGUAUACUUCUGGUGGUCGAUCAUAUGUGAAAGAGUCCGUUAUGAGAUGAUCUUUUCAUGUACUUCAGCAUUGUCUUUACUGACUUCGUUUUUCUUAGAUAGCAGUUUGGUUCUUGAAACCCACUAAUCUCUGCUUGCUAGAUUAGAAUGGAGCAACUGACAAACUUGUUAGCAUAUACGGUUAGGUCAAUCAAAUGAAAUUUUGUUGUAAUUUGAUACUGAUUAUAUUAUUUGAGGCGGAUGAUUUGUCUUUUAUAAUUUGUUUAUUGUUGUCAUUUUAAAGCCUUUAUUGUGGGGCUGUCUCGUUUCAAUUUUCUUUCAGAGUUGUGUAAUAUAUUGAACUAUUUUUGAACUACAUAUUCUUGUCUAUU
This is a messenger RNA of Abrus precatorius (Indian licorice), 1585 nucleotides long. RefSeq names its product probable protein arginine N-methyltransferase 6. Bases 26 to 1264 code for a protein of 412 amino acids. The transcript is spliced from 13 exons. The record is from RefSeq and is a predicted model, not a curated record. Gene Ontology annotation, biological process: peptidyl-arginine methylation. NCBI's taxonomy places the organism in Eukaryota, Viridiplantae, Streptophyta, Magnoliopsida, Fabales, Fabaceae. Gene Ontology annotation, molecular function: protein-arginine N-methyltransferase activity.